UUUGAAGAGGGCUGAGCUCUUUUUCUUUUUUUUUGGAUUAUUAUUAUUAUUGCAAGAGAACGCCAAUUUCUCUUAUUAUUUCACUGCUGAAACAACAACCGGCGAAAAAGAAAAAAGAAAUAAAGAAAGAAGCUGGACCGCGCGUUAUAGACGCUCAUUAACUCCAAAGAAAUCCACGCGAAGAGGGAGGAAAAGAAACAGCGGGAAGACGAGCGUUAUAUCUAAGUGGCGUCCUCAGUCUAAACUGAUAUGGCUGCUGCAUUUAAGAAACCCGAACCCCUGCACUUGGCCUUGUGGAUCUUCCUUCUGCACCUCAGCCUCCUUCCUCAAGCCAGGGCCGUCGUUGGACACAAAGAGCCACUGCCUGGUGACAGUAAAGAUAACAUCACCAUUUACACCCAAAUCUUAGACAGACUGUUGGAUGGAUAUGACAACAGACUACGCCCUGGACUGGGAGAGAGCGUGACAGAAGUGAGGACAAACAUUUACGUGACAAGCUUCGGGCCAGUGUCAGAUACAGAUAUGGAGUACACCAUCGACGUGUUUUUCCGCCAGAGUUGGAGAGAUGAGAGACUGAAAUUUGACGGACCGAUGCAGAUUUUGCCACUCAACAACCUCCUGGCAAGCAAGAUUUGGACACCUGACACGUUUUUCCACAACGGGAAGAAAUCGGUGGCCCACAACAUGACAACUCCGAACAAACUUCUCCGACUAGUUGACAACGGCACUCUUCUCUACACGAUGAGGUUGACCAUUCACGCCGAGUGCCCCAUGCACCUGGAGGAUUUCCCCAUGGAUGCGCACGCUUGUCCCCUGAAGUUUGGAAGUUACGCUUACACCAACAACGAAGUGAUUUACCUCUGGACCAAAGGAGCCGAGAGGCCCGUCACCGUGGCAGAUGAUGGCUCCAGGCUCAACCAGUAUGACCUACUGGAUCACGUCAUUGGCAAAGAAACCAUUAGAUCCAGCACAGGCGAAUAUGUGGUGAUGACAACAUAUUUCCAUUUGAAAAGGAAAAUUGGCUAUUUUGUCAUCCAAACCUACCUUCCCUGCAUCAUGACUGUCAUACUGUCACAGGUGUCCUUCUGGUUAAACAGAGAGUCGGUUCCUGCGCGCACCGUAUUCGGGGUCACCACAGUCCUCACCAUGACAACCCUGAGCAUCAGUGCUCGCAACUCCCUCCCUAAGGUUGCCUAUGCCACAGCCAUGGACUGGUUCAUGGCCGUGUGCUAUGCAUUUGUCUUCUCUGCCUUGAUUGAGUUUGCCACAGUCAACUACUUCACCAAGCGCAGCUGGGCGUGGGAUGGGAAAAAAGAGGGCAUGGAAAUCAGGGAACCGUUUCAGGCUAACAUGGCCAGGAUUAACGAUAUGAGAAGAGAAUCUGCGACGCUCUCCAAAAAGGCAAAUAAUACCUUCAACAUUGUUGGAACGACCUACGCCAUCAACGUAGCAAAAGACCAAGGUUUGACAACCAUUUCUAAGAGUGCCGGUGCCGGUGCCGGUGCCGGUGCUUGUGCUGGUUCCGGUGCCGGUGCCGGUGCUGGGGCGUCCACCAAACACUCCUACCUUCACAAUAUGGAUGAUCCCUACACAGAAGCCAAGAAGUCUUACAACCGAGUCAGCAAAGUGGACAAGAUAUCACGCAUCAUUUUCCCUGUUCUUUUCUUCAUCUUCAACUUGGGCUACUGGGCCACUUACGUCAACAGAAAGCCCGCCAUCAUAGAAGCAAACAACCUCAACUAAAUUCAGAAAGUCAGUCUUGAUCUGGGUUAGGUAAUGGAGGGUAGACAGCUUUACAAGAGACCAUGAACAUCUUGUUGUGUAUGUGUGUGCCCGUGUCAAUACUCUCACUGGACAUUUCAUUAGGCACACUUGCGACAUCUAAUGAGAUCCAAUACAAGAGUUUUCCAUUUGUAUUUUAUUAUAUAUUUUUUGCCUAUUAAUCAAUCCAACAAAAUAAUACCAUAAUAAUACAAUUCCAAUUCCAAAACCAUACCCGGCCCAGCAACAUUCAGAAUAGCAAUUGAGAGGACACACAAACAUGACACAAAACAAUCCAAAAGUAGUCAAACGAAAAUUAAUAAUAUCAUUAACAGUAUCAAUAUUAAUAAGAAUUCCAACAUAGCAGUGAUUAGAAAUCCCUCAUUGACAUUAUCAUCACAGCCAUUUAUAAAAAUAAAAAAGAACAAUAGUGUCACAGUGGCUUAUACUUGCAUUGCAUCUCAUAAGCUUGACAACACAUUGUGUCCAAUAUUAUACACAAAUAUAAAAUAAGUCAUAUUU
Molecule: messenger RNA, 2283 nt
Organism: Entelurus aequoreus (snake pipefish)
Lineage: Eukaryota; Metazoa; Chordata; Actinopteri; Syngnathiformes; Syngnathidae
Gene: gabra3
Product: gamma-aminobutyric acid type A receptor subunit alpha3
Exons: 11
Coding region: 250-1743 (497 amino acids)
Biological process (GO): monoatomic ion transmembrane transport; signal transduction; regulation of postsynaptic membrane potential
Cellular component (GO): GABA-A receptor complex; neuron projection; synapse
Molecular function (GO): transmitter-gated monoatomic ion channel activity involved in regulation of postsynaptic membrane potential; GABA-A receptor activity; GABA-gated chloride ion channel activity
Source: RefSeq, a predicted model, not a curated record